Messenger RNA from Glycine soja, 727 nucleotides. RefSeq names its product gibberellin-regulated protein 1-like. The record is from RefSeq and is a predicted model, not a curated record. NCBI's taxonomy places the organism in Eukaryota, Viridiplantae, Streptophyta, Magnoliopsida, Fabales, Fabaceae. The transcript is spliced from 4 exons. Bases 91 to 438 code for a protein of 115 amino acids.
AAAAUAUGCCACAGCCUUGAAAUGGUACUCAACAUUUGCAGGUCCUCCUCAUAUACAGUACACACUUCAGCUGGUAGAUAGUGCUUCCAAAUGGAGAAGAAAAGGAAGACUUUACUAUUGCUGCUGCUCAUGGCUGCAACUCUCUUCUGCAUGCCAAUUGUGUCGUGUGCUGUUUCUAGUGUCAACAUUCAAGGCCAUCUCACCCAUUCUGAGCUGGUAAAAGGUCCCAAUAGAAGGCUUUUGCCAUUUGUGGAUUGUGGAGCGAGGUGCAGGGUGAGGUGCAGUUUGCACUCAAGGCCAAAAAUUUGCUCAAGAGCUUGCGGGACAUGCUGUUUCAGGUGCAGGUGUGUUCCUCCAGGCACUUACGGGAACAGAGAGAUGUGUGGCAAGUGUUACACUGACAUGAUCACUCAUGGCAACAAACCUAAGUGCCCCUAAACCUGUGCAUGCAUGCCCAUGUGUGUCUACACCUUAUGAUGUUUAUCACUAGUUAACACAAAUUUGAAUUCCCAUUUUUUUGUUUUUUCUACCUUAAUUUCUUAAUGCAUUGUGUUUCUCAUAAUUUGUAACCAUCAGUUUUGUGUUUUUUUUUUCUUCUGAACUUCAUCAGUUUUGUGUAUUGCUGCGACUUAAUGCAUCUAUAUAUAAUGCAUCAGUUGUUUUUAUUUUUUUAGUUUGGUUAUGUAUGCAUCAGUUGUGGAAUAAACGUCUAGUAAAUUACAAGUUA